AUGUCACAACCGACACCAAUGGUGCAGCCGUUGUUGAUGCAAUUCCAGCAACUGUUUUUCUUAUCAAAAUUGGUGGGCGUAUUGCCACAGGAUUUAGACAAGUUUCGAUUUAAAAAUGUUUUGGAAAAGUCCCGCAAUGGCAUGGUCUAUAUGCUGGGCAUCUUGAUGUUUUAUAUGGUGCUUUAUAAUCUGCUAAUUUACUCCUUUGGAGAAGAGGAUCGCUCGCUCAAAGCAACUCAAAGCACCUUGACAUUUGUUAUUGGCCUAUUUUUGACCUAUAUUGGGCUUAUUAUGAUGGUCACGGAUCAAGUGACAGCGCUCUUUAAUCAAGGACGACUGGGCGACCUGUACGAGCGCAUACGCGUAGUUGAUGAACGUCUGUACCGUGAGCAGUGCCUGGUGGACAACAGCAGUAUAGCAAAGCGAAUUCGUAUAAUGCUUCUUAUGACAUUUGUGUUUGAGCUUUUCAUUCUGUUAAGCACAUACAUUAUGCUCGUUGAUUAUACGCAGUGGCUAUCCGUCUUGUGGGUUGUCUCGGCAAUUCCCACUUUUAUCAAUACUUUGGACAAAAUUUGGUUUGCCGUGUCGCUAUAUGCACUGAAAGAACGUUUUGAAGCCAUUAAUGCUACUUUGGAAGAUCUCGUAGCAGAACACGAAAAGUUCCUGACCUGGUUAAAUGGGGUCGAUCCCAAUGAUCCCAUUGAGGAUCGCGCAGCAGAUGAUUCUGAGUCCCAGCCGCCACAGUACGACAGCAAUCUGGAGUACUUAUACAAGGAGCUAGGUGGUAUCGACGUGGGCUCACUGAGGGGUUCAGGUAGCAAAGGCAAGAACAAGGUUUCCCCAAUCGCCCACUCGCUGAACUCAUUUGGAGAAUCGAUUCAAUCGCCUCGAAAGCUGCUACAGUCGAAUACAACUCCAAUGAUAAACAUGGCUCAUGAAAGCGAGUUAAGCAAUGCGACCAAAGUCGAGGAAAAGCUGAACAAUCUGUGUCAAGUGCACGACGAGAUCUGUGAGAUAGGCAAGGCAAUGAAUGGGCUAUGGAGCUAUCCAAUUCUUUCACUAAUGGCCUACGGCUUCUUGAUAUUUACGGCUCAACUGUAUUUUCUGUACUGUGCCACCCGGGCACAAUCGAUACCCUCGUUAUUUCGCUCCGCAAAGAAUCCCUUUAUUACAGUCAUCGUGCUCGUCUACACAUCGGGAAAAUGCAUUUAUCUAAUUUAUUUGAGCUGGAAAACCUCGUUGGCCUCUAAGCGGACUGGCAUCAGUUUGCAUAAAUGUGGAGUCGUGGCUGAUGACAAUUUGCUGUACGAGAUUGUGAAUCACUUGUCGCUAAAGUUGCUAAAUCAUUCCGUGGACUUUUCGGCCUGUGGUUUCUUCACGCUGGACAUGGAAACGUUAUAUGGUGUUAGCGGCGGCAUCACUAGCUAUCUUAUUAUUCUUAUACAAUUCAACUUGGCUGCACAGCAGGCCAAGGAUGCAAUCAACUCUUUUAAUAGCUUUAACGACACCGCUGGAUUAGUGGGAGCUGCCACCGAAUUUGGCAAUGAAAGCUCCUCACUAUUCGAUCUGGUUACUACUACAAUGAUGACGCCCUUGAAUUAG
This is a messenger RNA of Drosophila hydei, 1602 nucleotides long. It is a transcript of the gene Gr66a, whose product is annotated as gustatory receptor for bitter taste 66a. The transcript is spliced from 3 exons. The record is from RefSeq and is a predicted model, not a curated record. Gene Ontology annotation, biological process: sensory perception of taste. Bases 1 to 1602 code for a protein of 533 amino acids. Lineage: Eukaryota; Metazoa; Arthropoda; Insecta; Diptera; Drosophilidae. Gene Ontology annotation, cellular component: membrane; axon; neuronal cell body.